Messenger RNA from Anopheles bellator, 1682 nucleotides. It is a transcript of the gene FRG1, whose product is annotated as protein FRG1 homolog. The transcript has 3 exons. The coding region runs from base 47 to 835 and encodes 262 amino acids. Lineage: Eukaryota; Metazoa; Arthropoda; Insecta; Diptera; Culicidae. Gene Ontology annotation, cellular component: nucleolus; striated muscle dense body; catalytic step 2 spliceosome. Gene Ontology annotation, molecular function: actin filament binding. The record is from RefSeq and is a predicted model, not a curated record.
AUUUCCUGUGUGAUCCAUUGUUUUCCUUCUGGUUUUCUGUACGGAAAUGUCCGAUUAUAGCACGGCAAAGACAAGCAAACUGGUCCUGAAGGGCGAAAGUUCAAAAGGCACCAAACGAAAGCACAAGAAACACAAGAAGGAAAAGGACGCCAAACGGGCGCUGGUGGUCGAUACCGAUGCCGUCAAGCACGGCGGUUGGUGGAUGGUAAAAAAGACGACGGAAAUCACCGGCUCAAUCGCGCUACAGUUCGAUAAGCAGGCAUACAUCAAAGCCCUCGAUAAUGGGCUGUUCACGCUCGGGGCGCCACACAACGAGGGCGACCCGCCGGAUCCGGAAGAAAUCUUUAGUGCGGUGCUGAUCAACGAGGACAAGGUGGCGUUCAAGUCGGGCUACGGAAAGUAUCUGAAGGUGGAAAAGGACGGCAUGAUCACGGGACGCUCCGAUGCCGUGUCGGCGCUGGAACAGUUCGAACCGGUGUUCGAGCAGGGCAAGACGGCACUACUGGCCGCCAACGGGUGCUUCGUAUCGGUCGACCCGGAGGACGACGCGCUGGUGGCCAUCAAGAAGAAGGUUGGCAAUGAAGAAGUCUGCGUGAUUCGGAGCUGCAUCGAUCGGGAGAACAUAUCCAGCAAGGAAGUGCCGGUGGAAGAAUCGGGUGAGCUGGAUCAGGUCGAAAUUAAUUUUGUGAAAAAGUUUCAAAAGUUUCAAGACAAAAAGCUGCUCGUCAGCAAGGAGGACAAACUGGUGCUGAAAAAGGCCAAGGAUGACGGUACGCUGCACGAGGAGUUGCUGAAUCGCCGGAGCAAAAUGAAGGCCGAUCGGUACUGCAAGUAAAGCUAUCGAGUCAUCGGCAGACCUACAUAUUCAGAACAUAAAUAAGAAUCAGUCUAAAGGUGUAUUACUCGCUGCUAGUGUUGUUAUUUCACGAUAGAGUUUGCACUUUUAUUAUGCGUAUGUUGGUUGUUUUUCAUUUGUUUUGUUUUGUUUUUUCGAGCAUAGUUUUGGUUGCUUUUGGUUUCCUGACCCGCGGUCGGACGCGCAAAUCUUUCACCGUCUACCACAAGGGGCGCAAUGGAUAGAGUGAUAGUAUUGUGUUUUAAAUUUUGCCAUUAGAAAUAUGGUUACCAUAAUUUGGGAGACAAUAGCCAAAAAGGGUGUUGAGAUGUUGAUGCGUUGAGCGCCACCGAUCUGUCUCGGCCCACGGUCGCUUCGGUGUUACUCUGUAUACUCUAUUGUUUUUUGUUAGUUAGUGUUGCGUACAUAUUGAUUCCUACGUUCCAUGCCCUCCACACUACACACUAUACACGCCGGGCCCCCCGGAGAACCUUGCCCUCCGGGAGAGGCUGUAUCUGUGUUCCACCGUUGAUUAGAAUAGACUGCUUGCAAGACCCUUCGAGCAGAUGGGACCCGGCACGACAAAUAUCAUAAAUAGUUUACACAGGUUCGAGGAAGUUCCAGGCGUGGCCGCCACACUCCUCUCAUGGUGGGGGGCUCCCGGACCAUGUCCAUAGUCUCUGUUCUCGUCUAUCAUUAGCAAUUUCACUUAUUGUUCUCAAUCGUCUGUCUCACUCAGCUCUCUCGCGGUCGCAUUUUAAUAUGUCACGCAUUCGCACGCAAUGAGUACCCCUUACUAACGAGCCUUUAUGCUGGCCCCUUUCUUGUGCAUCGCUUGAAAUAGAAC